This is a messenger RNA of Salvelinus sp. IW2-2015, 3129 nucleotides long. The record is from RefSeq and is a predicted model, not a curated record. Lineage: Eukaryota; Metazoa; Chordata; Actinopteri; Salmoniformes; Salmonidae.
CCGCGGGGGGAACACACAGCCGUAACGGGUACCUCCCCAACCAACGCGGCUUCGCAUACGCGUCCCUCUAUUGAUUUGAAUGUGUUGACAAUUGGAGAAAUAGCUUGAGCUGCAUUGAAAUUACAAAAGUAUGAAGGCCAAUGGUCAAUAUUCUAGAAUAUGCUGUGCGUGCACAUUUUGGACUCUGAUAGACGCGUGUGUGUGUGUGUGUGUGUAAGAGUUGAGUAACCCGCGGUAACAGACAUGCCCAAACCUGAUCUACUGUGUUUGGUUCAACUACUGGACAACACUAUCCAGACCUUUACAGUCAACAAGCAGGAUGCAGGUGAGGUUUUGCUGGAGCAGGUGUGUAAUCAGCUGGGUCUGCUGGAGAGACACUUCUUCAGUCUGCAGCUACGAGACUCCAACACCACCAUCGUCACUCAAACACACUCUCCUAGGUGGCUGGAGGCCAACAAACCACUGAAGAAGCAGCUGAAAGGAGUUGUCUCUCCAUUCUACCUGACCCUCCGAGUCCGAUUCUUCAUCUCAGACCCCAACUCUCUACCAGACCAGACCAGACAUAUGUACUUCCUCCAGAUCAGGAGUGACAUCAGAGAGGGCAGGUUGAAGUGUCCUCUGAGUGCAGCUGURGUACUGGCCUCCUAUGCUGUGCAGUCUGAGCUAGGUGACUACUCCCCAGACCUUCUCCCUGGUUACCUGUCCAAAAGCCACUUCCUMCCGGAGCAGGAUGAUGACUUCCUGUCUAGAGUGGAGGCUCUGUACCCAGGGCACAGGGGGCUGAAGCAGAGUGAUGCAGAGCUGUGUUUUCUCAACACAGCAAGAACUCUGGAGCUGUAUGGAGUGGAGCUACACACUGCCAUGGACUCCAACAGUUCCCCUCUAUUGGUGGGAUUGGCCUCAGGGGGCGUGGCUAUCUUCUGUAACAUGAUUUGCUCCAGUUUCUUCCCCUGGGUGAACAUCAUCAAGAUAUCCUUCAAGAGGAAACGCUUCCUUAUGCAGCUCAGACGCAAACAUGGGGAGACGCAGGACUGUGUGGUGAGCCUGGUCCUGCCGUGCCCCAGGGCCUGUAAGAACCUGUGGAGGUCAUGUGUGGACCAUCACUGCUUCUUCCACACCAACCUGGCAACCCGUAGGCCACACCAUACCAACCUGGCAACCCAGAUACACAACAAGCUGCUCUCACAACACUGGGCCUUGGGCAACACUAAAACAGACAGUGGUCCAGUGUGUAAGAAAGUGAUGGGUGGGAUGGAGUGGAACCCAGCUCUGAGGGGAUCCACCUCGUCAGAACACCUGGAGACCAAGAGCCUACCUUCCCGAUCCCCCCCGCUCACACCCAACUGGCGGAGUCCUCGUGUGCGUCAUGGCGCCCGUAAACCCCGCCCCUCCUCAGUGGAGCUGAACAAUGACCUGCGAGACGUGUCGGAGGGGGAGGAUGUCUUUUACACCUACAGGGUCUCCCUCAGCAGCAGCAGGGGCAGCCAGGAGGGCACGCCUACACACAGUGUUUCUGGCACUCACAGCCAAGGAGGCGGAUGGUCKCAGGUUGAUGACAUCGGCACAGGAGAGGAAGACRUUAAGGMCACCUCUCACUACCGGGACAAGCGUGCUCUGGGGGAUGGCGACCUGCUAUUGGUGCGUCUCGCUCCUGAUCACGAUGGAAAGUUUGGUUUCAAUGUCAAAGGUGGCGUGGACCAGAAGAUGUCCCUGGCCAUAUCCCAGGUCAACCCUGACUCCCCUGCGGGGCGGGUUGAGCCAAGGUUGUUGGAAGGUGACCAGGUCGUGCUGAUCAACGGUCGUGACAUCUCUGAACACACGCAUGACCAGGUGGUCAUGUUUAUAAGAGCCAGCAGAGAGUCCCACUCCAGAAGAACUGACUCUGCUUGUCCAGGGCGUGUGGCCCCCCUGCUGCAGUUUCCCUCUGCCCUGUCUCUGACUGGCCAAUUACACGGUGAUCCACUGCUUCUGCCUGGCCAAUCAGAACAAGGCCAGACACUUGAAGAGUCCAUGAAACAACUGGAGAGGGGRAUCCAGACAGGCACUCUCACCUUCCACUUCGAGAACCUGUACAUGAGGAAGCCUGGCCUGUCAGUAGCCUGCGCUCGUCUCCCUGAGAACACAGACAAGAACAGAUACAAGGACGUGCUGCCCUACGACGUCUCCAGAGUGGUACUUCAGGACCAAGAGGACUACAUCAAUGCAAGCCACAUCACGGUGGUGUCCCCAGGGUCUGGUGUGUGUCUGCGCUACAUUGCAGCUCAAGGACCGCUGCCUCAGACCUGCACUCACUUCUGGCAGAGUGUGUGGGAGCAACACACACACACCAUCAUCAUGCUCACCACACUCACCGAGAGAGGACGGACUAAGUGCCACCAGUACUGGCCACACCCUCCUGAAGUGAGGGAUUAUGGGUACCUGAGGGUCAGCUGCCACUCUGAGGAAUGCAACCUGGCCUAUGUCACACGCCAAUUCACCCUAACACACACACAGGUAACACACAAACAUGACCUGGCUCACAUAACAGGAGGUGUGCCAUAUGUGUGUUCUCCACAGAAAACAUUGACCAAACUAUCCCCAUCCAGCUCCACGUGUUUCUGCUUCCAUUGGCAUUGUGUUUAUUUACCUUUACACCACAGAGAUGGGGGAAAAUGUGUGUUCUCUCAGCUGUUUUCUGUCUGUUUUUUCCUAAACGUGUGUGUGUUUCCAGCUGGGAGAGAGCGUUCGGUGACCCACCUGCAGUAUGUAGCAUGGCCAGACCAUGGUGUACUUGAUGACCCCUCAGACUUCCUGCUGUUCCACCUCUGUUAGAGAGAGGAGGACAGGAGACACACCACUUAUGUGCACUGCAGCGCAGGGAUUGGGCGUACAGGUGUUCUCAUAUUACCAUGGAGACGGCGUUGUCGCUGUUUGGAGAGCGGUCGACCUGUGUUCCCUCUGGACAUCAUCAGGACGCUCCGAGACCAGAGGGCCAUGAUGAUCCAGACCACGUGUCAGUUCCGGUUUAUGUGUGAGGCCAUCCUGCGUGUCUACAGAGAGAGAGGAGAGCAUUCUACAGCACCACCCUCAGCACUGCUAACGGACCUUAACAGGAGGAUGGGGGGACAGCUAGCCCCAGCACUAGCCUAA